Salvia miltiorrhiza (redroot sage) is the source of this 1485-nucleotide messenger RNA. RefSeq names its product ankyrin repeat-containing protein At5g02620-like. Bases 1 to 1326 code for a protein of 441 amino acids. Lineage: Eukaryota; Viridiplantae; Streptophyta; Magnoliopsida; Lamiales; Lamiaceae. The transcript has 4 exons. The record is from RefSeq and is a predicted model, not a curated record. Gene Ontology annotation, molecular function: protein binding.
AUGUUAGAGUUGUGCGAUGCUAAUGGCUACACAGCAUGUUGCUAUGCUGCAAUGGCUGGUAAUCUUGAACUGCUUCGUAUAAUGAUGGAGGCCAAUCCAUUCAUUGCCAAUGUACGGAAUGGGUAUGGGACGACGGCGUUUGAGCUUGCAAUUUCCUAUGGAAACGCACAAAUACUUGCGUAUUUUCUAAAGGAAAUUGAGAUAAAAGAUGUGGCUUUGAUGAUACUGGAAAACAAAGGAAAUCUGGCGAUAAAGCAGGAUGAUGAUAAUCGUACAGCUUUGCAUGUGUUGGCUCAGCUGGAUAUCUCAUCAGGAGAAGAUGGAAAAGGGCAAUUUUGUGUUGGGGUAUUGGCUAAGAAGCUAUGGGAUAAUAUUCAGAAUUCGGGAACGAAAACAGUGGUGGAGCUGAUGAAAAAUCCUCCGAUCCUACAUGAUGCAGCGAAAGUGGGUAACCUGGAUAUUAUAGAGAUGAUUACAUUUGAUUACCCUCAUCUUUUAUCACACGUCGACCCACACGGAUACUCUAUUUUUCACAUCCUUGUUAUGCAUCGAAUUCCGAGCACCCUCAAGCUCAUCAGUAAAGUAAGAAAUGUCAAGAAAUUCGAUGCACUGGUACAAGACAAAGAUGGUAAUAAUCUUCUGCAUUCGACUGGGACAUCCAUACAUCCGGGUCAUCUCGAGAUUGUACUCGAGCCAGAUGUUCAAAUGCAGAGAGCCCUCGCCUGGUUCAAGGCCGUAGAGGAAAUUGUACCACCCUUUUAUCGAGAGAUGAGAAACAUAAAAGGGUAUACACCUGAAGAACUAUUCUGGAAGGAGCACGCCGAACUGUUAGCAACAAGCCAAGCAUUUAUGAAGAGCACAGCAGAAUCUUGCAUGCUAGUCUCCACCAUUGUUCUGACAUUGGUGUUUGCUGCUGCGUUUGCUCCCCCAGGUGGAUUUGAUCAAGUAACAGGGAUUCCUAUACUCUUAAAGAAGAAAUGGUUCGCAGCUUUCAUCAUAUUCCAAGUGUUUAGCUCGACCAUGAGCAUCAUAGGUUUUUGGUCCAUCAUUUCAUCCAACUACGUAUACAAAAAAAACCGUCAGAUAUCCACGCUGCCGUAUUACUUGAGGCUUUUGAUAUGUGUUCUCUUGCUGUCUGUGUUGUUCGUCAUCUCUGCUUUCUUGUCGGCCUUCUUUCUGGUGUUCGUUCAUGAGAGGAAAGCACUUGUCGUAUCCUUUAUGGUUCCGCUUUACUUGGUGCUUGUGGUCGGAAUUUCCUAUAAGGUGUUGCGGAAGAACAAGCAGCAUUAUUCCCGGAUUGAGGGAAAGAUCAACAAAGGACAGUAGCUUGUGUGGCGUUUCUUUCUACCCUUCUUGUCUUUCAAACUUAUAACGGUGUUGCAAUUGUGUCAACUGUUGUAUUUUGCGUUCAAUUCAUCACAACUUCUAUCGCUCCGAUCCAUGUUAAUUAACUCUCUCUUUCUGUAAAAUCCCCAUUUGGCCUCU